Messenger RNA from Cooperia oncophora, 189 nucleotides. The record is from the annotation of a GenBank genome assembly. NCBI's taxonomy places the organism in Eukaryota, Metazoa, Nematoda, Chromadorea, Rhabditida, Trichostrongylidae.
AUGAUUACCGAGAAAUGUCACGAGUUCAAUAUAGAGCUAUGUGCCGUUUUCGUCGAUUUUAAGAAGGCCUUCGAUAGCGUGGAACUUCCAAUGAUAUGGAAAGCGUUGGAGUAUUUUGGUGUGGAGGAGAACUUGAUAAUGGCCAUACAACUGCUGUAUGCACACACAGUACCGCUGCCGUCCAGAUAG